Molecule: messenger RNA, 990 nt
Organism: Microthlaspi erraticum
Lineage: Eukaryota; Viridiplantae; Streptophyta; Magnoliopsida; Brassicales; Brassicaceae
Source: the annotation of a GenBank genome assembly
AUGGCGUCCUCAAGCUCUCCCUGCGCAGCUUGCAAAUUCUUGAGAAGAAAAUGCACUCAAGAAUGCGUGUUCGCUCCAUAUUUCCCGCCAGACCAACCUCAAAAGUUCGCAUUCGUUCACAAAAUCUUCGGUGCAAGUAACGUCGCUAAGCUUCUCAACGAGCUCGUCUCCAGCCAGAGAGAAGACGCCGUUAACUCUCUUUUCUACGAAGCCGAAGCUCGACUCCGAGAUCCGGUUUACGGCUGCGUCGGUUUAAUCUCGAUCUUGCAACACCGUCUUAAACAGCUUCAACACGAUCUUGAGAACGCCAAGAAAGAGCUCGCUACUUACAUCGGUCCUCAAGCUCUGCUUCCUAUGCUCCAACCGCAGCAACCGCAACCGCAUUUCAUGUCUCUACCGUCUCAACCGCAGCGACCGUCUUCUUCUUCUUCAGCGUCUGUGCUGACUCAGCAGCAACAACAUCAUCAUAAUCUGUUGCCAAUGAUGGGUAUUCCAACUGGACAACUCUACCAUCAACAGCAACAACAACAACAGCAACAGAUUUUCGAGGCUCAGCAAUUAGCAGCGGUUGCGAGAGAGCAACAUAAUGAGAUGUUUAGAGCUUACGGAGGUGGCGGAGGAGGAGCAAGUAAUCAUCAAAACCAACCUCAAGUUGAGAUUAUGAGGUUUAAUAAUAAUGGUUUUGACUCUGUACCGACCGGUUCGGUUACGGUAACCGGGUUUAAUCAGUUGAGCUCCGGCGGUACAACCGUAACUGGCAUGUCACCGUCUCUGGCUCUUGGUGGUAACUUUGUUGAAAGUCCUCCGACGAAUGAAAACUAUCACACGGAUCAUCAGCAGUUACAUCAUCAUCAACAACAUCAUGAGGCUAAUUUUCUCAUACAUACACAGUCUUCUCAACCGCUACCGCUUCAAACGCACGAGACUCAGACGCAGCCGAAUUCAGAGAGCGAGGAUGGUAGAAGGAGUAUCAUUGGUUCAUCUCGGUAA